GUCGAGCAGAAGUCCAUCCCGAAAAGACAGCUGUAUCAGCGCGAUCGCGUUGGCGUCCGAGGAAGUGUCACACCACCAUGAUGUCGGCGCCGGGUAGAGGGUCAGCUUUGCUGAGGAGUUCGCAGAGAGUCUGCUCCCAGUGCGCUCGCCCAGCACCACCGACGAUACGAACAACACCACCUACCUUCCGACCCAUUCCCUCCCCGGCCAUCCGUUCCCUGACCUCCCGUCGCUACUACGCCGCCGAAGCGACCGCCGCCACGUCCACCUUCCAACCAACACCACCUCCUCCAGUAACCACCACCACCCCUGAACCCAGCCCAUCCGCCGGCUCCCACUACCGCAUCAAAUCCUCCCUGAUACUCACCCGGCCCCCCCUCCUGACGCGCGAGCAAACCCCGUUCGAGUCGGCCUUCUAUCUCUACCAGAAGCGCCUCAACGAGCGCCUCACCGCCCCGUUCCGCCGCGCCUUCUACUUCAAGCCCGACACGGCGGCCGACCUCGACUUCGGCAUCAAGCUGAAGGAGCGCCACGGCGUGCCCGCCAAGGACAUUGGCCGGUACAACCCGCGCAGCCGCAUGGGCUGGAACGACGAGGUGCUGGUGGGCAGCACGACGAGCGACCCGAACCACAUGGUGGAGCGGCUGCUGCGCGACGCCGAGGUCCGCGUGAGCGAGGACGGCGAGCCGAUCGCGACCGAGGAGAGGGUGCCUGUGGAGAGGCCCAUGCCUCGGAGGACCGAGGCGGAUGAGAAGCGCUUUGUGAAGAGGUUGGAUCGGGCGUUGGAUAGGACGCUGUACCUUGUGGUGAAGAGGGGGGAGGGCGAGCGGGCCGUGUGGGAGUUUCCUACGGGGGCGGUGCGGACGGAGGAGACGCUGCAUGAGACGGCCGCCCGCGUGCUGAGGGAGUCGGUCGGCGUCAACAUGAACACGUGGAUCGUCGGCCGCGUGCCUGUCGCGCACCACGUCGUCAAGCCCUUGCUGAGCCAUGGCGACGCCCCGUCGGUGCUGCAGCCCGGCGAAAAGACCUUCUUCCUCAAAGGCCGCAUCAUGGCCGGCCAGGCCGACCUCGCGGGGAACAAGCACGGCCUGACGGACUUCAAGUGGCUCACCCGCGAGGAACUCAAGGUGCUGCUGCGCAAAGAUUACUACCACAGCGUGCAGGGCAUGAUGGAGGUGAGGUAAAGCCGGCGAGAGGGAGUGACGGAGACUGGGAGCAUAGCAAGCGAGUGUGCUUCUCGCUGGGUUUGUGUUGACUGUAAUUUAGACAUGUAUGCUAUGUAUAAAUCAU
Messenger RNA from Parathielavia appendiculata, 1290 nucleotides. RefSeq lists its product as uncharacterized. Lineage: Eukaryota; Fungi; Ascomycota; Sordariomycetes; Sordariales; Chaetomiaceae. The coding region runs from base 78 to 1184 and encodes 368 amino acids. The transcript is spliced from 3 exons. Gene Ontology annotation, molecular function: structural constituent of ribosome. Gene Ontology annotation, cellular component: mitochondrial large ribosomal subunit. The record is from RefSeq and is a predicted model, not a curated record.